Lichtheimia ornata is the source of this 2280-nucleotide messenger RNA. RefSeq lists its product as uncharacterized. The record is from RefSeq and is a predicted model, not a curated record. Gene Ontology annotation, biological process: rRNA processing. The transcript is spliced from 10 exons. NCBI's taxonomy places the organism in Eukaryota, Fungi, Mucoromycota, Mucoromycetes, Mucorales, Lichtheimiaceae. Gene Ontology annotation, cellular component: nucleus. The coding region runs from base 1 to 2280 and encodes 759 amino acids.
AUGGCAGCUCUACAGUUGAAUCGGCUUUUAUCAGACUACUUGUCAGACGAAUCCAGUGUCCAUGUCAACGUCCCUUUUAUCACCGAGACGAUUAUCAACAACGACUUGUUGAACGAUCAACAAAAAGACGAUCACGACGAUCUGGGAGCUGUCAAACGAAAAUGGACCGUGAGACUCAAUGCACUCUUGCAAUCACGUCAACCUUUGGCACGAUGGGCAGCUAUCAGCCUUGUCAAGCUUACUUGUGAGCAGUCGUCUUCGCUCUAUACGGCCAACGCUCAAACAUGGUGUGCUCAGUGCUUGGGCUUUUUAGCGCGUCCAGAACAACCUACCGUGCAUGAUAUUGUAAUCAAGACACUUUCGUUGAUAUUCACCAAGUCCGUUGGCAAGCCUGACCUGUUGACCGAUGUCACAAACAAAAACUUGUCUCGCUUCCAUCAAUUGUUGGUUACUCUUGCAAGUCGUCCUGAUCAUCAAUUCCAGACCACUGCUUUGAAUGCCUUGACAAUCGACAUGGAAUUAUUCCCUUCUACGACUCGCCACGUGAUUGAUAAAGUCGCCAAAUCAUGCAUCAUUCCUUAUCUCGAAGGCAGGAUCCACAUUGAUUCCGAACUCGUUGGUCAAUAUUUGGUGGCAUCAACACGAUCAGGCGGCAAAGCCAACAUUGCUACCCAAUGGAAUGAGAUGCUCUUGAAAUUGGUUGACACAGCCCAUCAAGCACUCGAUAGACUUUUCGAUACAAUUGACGAAGAGGACUCGGCUUCAUUCAGCAGAACUCCUGCAUAUCAGCUUUUCCCCUUGUCGGUUGAUUACACAAUGUCAUUCCCUGUUCUUUUGCAACGUGUACAGACCUUGAUGAAUGUCGUAUCAGCUUGUCUUACUACCAAGACCGAGUCGGCGGUUGCUGUUCCAUUCGCUCGUAUUAUUCAGCUCGUUUGCCGUGUAUACAAUGUCUUUCCAGGGUGCGCGAUGCGUGAAUUCAAGCCAAAGGAUGAGCAUACUUGUCUCAUGGGUCUUUUACCGGCACUUUAUCUCAGCACAAACAAGGUGUUAUCAAGCUUGCUUUAUUGUGCGGAUGCUGGUAUGACACAAUAUGGAAAGCUUUUAUCGAGUAUUUUACUCCGGUUAUUGAGCGAGAGCAAAAACAAGCGGUCCCUGAGAAUUUCUGUGUAUGAAUUGCUUUCAUUGUGCCUUGAACAAUAUGGCCAUGCAUUUGCUGCCAACAUUUCAAAAGCGGCUGUCCAAUGUGUAUGCGAUGACUUGAAGAUCCCAGAACGUAAACCUGUCAGCAUUAUAUCCAAUGUCAAGGCUGGUAAAAAGAGGGCAGCAGAUCAACAAACGGGUGCAGUUAUUGAUGGAGAGGAAGCACAAUCGGUGCCUAGUGAUGUGCAACUGGCAGCUCUUGAUGCGGCUGAGCAAUUAAUGGUGUGCUAUGGUCAUGCAAUGGGUGAAGCUCAAAGGAGAGCAUUGGAUACAGCAAUCAUUUCAAGGCUCUUGCAACCUUCGAAUGCCGAGACGACCAUCAUCAAAGGAAAGCUUUAUGGUUACGUUAUAGCCUCCGUUAUGAAUCCCAAUCCAGCACAAGCUAGCAUAUUACCUUAUGCAGUACGUAUUUUCACCGCUGGCGUCAAUGCAGAGACACAUGAGCUACGAGCGAUUUGCAAACGAGGUCUUGCUAUUUGCGACUUGUGCGUACAUACACGACUACCACCUAUUCAACGUGCUGUAUCUGCACCUGCUGCACCUGCCAUUCAAACCGAGGUUGUUGAGGAAGUUGUAAAGCAAAAUGAUUUUGAAAUGACUCGAGAUCUCUCGCCAUCAUCAUCACCAACGCCACCAAUGGCAUCACCAGCCACAAAGGAGAUCCCUGUACAACGUCCCAAAUCGCCACCAAGACAACCAUCAUCAUCACCAGCAUCAUCGAUCGCACCCAUCGUUCCUACCAUGGUCGCCACAGAUACAGAGCCUAUUCAAAAAGACAUACUUGAGCCAAGCGAAUCCAUGGCUCGUGCCAUGUCGGAUGUGAUAGAGGAAGCGCAAGUGAUUGAAACGGUAACAACGACGACGUCGAUGGAUUCAAAAGAUACGGAGAUGCUUUCACGGCAACCAACUGAAAACUCAUUUACCAUGACCAUCGAUCGUCAAGAUUCAGCCACCCCAACGACGGCUUUUACAACAAUCAACGAUAAAGAUGAUGAUGAGGAGGAGGAUGAGGGAUCAUUUGACAUACCCGAUAUUGAUAUGGCAGGACCAGACGAUGAUGAUGAAGAUGAAGAAUAA